Molecule: messenger RNA, 3078 nt
Organism: Fibroporia radiculosa
Lineage: Eukaryota; Fungi; Basidiomycota; Agaricomycetes; Polyporales; Fibroporiaceae
Exons: 4
Coding region: 1-3078 (1025 amino acids)
Molecular function (GO): protein dimerization activity
Source: RefSeq, a predicted model, not a curated record
AUGUCCACCCCUCCGUUGUCGAGCAGUAGCUCGUCGACGAGCUCUCCGUCGCCCAGUAUUGAUCACUCCCAGCUCAGUGCCGAUGAUAGUCUUGAGCUUCUCCUCCAGACGAUUUCACAGCACGCUACAUCUAGUUCUGAGCCCUCCGCUCAGGAAAAUGCGCCCGCGGAUUGGGACCAGCUCUCAGAAUGGGUGCAGAACAACGACACAAAGCUUCCAGACUUUGGCAACUUCAACUUUUCCCUUCCUAUGGACCUCGACUUCGACUCGAAUAUGGCCAUUGACCCAAAUGCGUUGCACUUUGAUUCCAUUUUCGAUACCUCUGGACUUGCACUUCCGACAAAUAACUCCCUGCUAGUACCGCCUGCUAACAUACCCAACGACUUCGUUUAUCCCCCUGCGAACGAGAUGAAUUGGAUGGCACAGUCGCAUGUUCAGCCGGAGACGGGACGUCGAUUGAGCGUUACCUCUUCCUCGUCUUCCUCGGGGGCGUCGUUCUCCCCGGUUUCGGAGCACGCGUCUGUCAGUAGCUCUCCGAGUGACAACUAUGUCAGCGACCCAGCACAGGAGCUCGCACACAAGGUCCGACAGAUGGCUGGUGUAACGCUCGCCGUCCCCCUUCCAAUCCCUCGUCUUCCUCGACCAGUCGUUGCUCCUGCGAGCAAGCCUCCCAGCCCCAAAAGUUCCCCUGGCCCUGAGUCGGCUUCAUCCUCGUCACCUUCGUCACCUAGGAUGGAGUCUCCAGGUGCCGUGCCACCUCCUGUACAAUCGGUUAUAGGCCGCCCAAAGACGAGCCAUACAACCAUUGAACGACGGUAUCGGACAAACCUAAACGCUCGGAUCACCGGACUCAAGCAGGCGGUCCCAGCCCUGCGAGUAUUAGAGGCAAAGGCAAAUGGACAAGAAAAUCCCUUUAACGACAUCGUGGACGCGCGAGGUUUCGUCGAUGGAGUGAAAGUUGCUCGGAAGAUGAGCAAAGCUAACGUGCUCGGCAAAGCUGCUGAAUACAUCAAAGUGCUCAAGAAACGGGAAACGCGACUGAAGCGAGAACAGGAUGGCCUCAAGUCACUUAUCGCGGGUCUCGUCGGUGGACCGGCGCUUUUGAAAGAGUGGGAGCGUGAGUGGCGGGAGAGCUUCGGCGGAGAGGAGAAAGAUGAAAUCGAGGAGGAAGGUGCUACAGCCGUCAGCGACGAAGAGGAUGGUGAUGGAGAGGAUAGUGAUGGUGAAGAUGGCGAAGACGGCCGUGCGCGCAAGAAGGCGAAGGUAGUCAAAGCAGCUAAGAAAGAGAAGGCUCCCCGCCCGCCUCCUCAACCCGCUGCAACGGCUACCGUCCCUGGGGCUAUUCCAGAGAAGCGUAAGCGUGGUAGACCACGUAAAGUUCCUCUCCCCGCGGCUGCACCUGUUACCCCGCUAGCCCCCGUGAUUGCAGACCCACAAGCUGUCUUCCCGAUGGGCUCGCAAUUGCCCAUGGCCGUAGAUAAUGCUGCUCAACAAGCUCCUGCUCAGCAGUAUCUUCUGGCAGCUUUCGCAUUUUUCUCUGUUUUUAACUCGCCUCUGGCGUCUCGAUCGAACGCGCACACCUCACAACAUGCUCACCACGGCUCAGUCCUUACGCCCCACGGUCCCAUUGCAACGGAGAUGCCUUUACCUAGAUACUCUUCAAUCGGUGGGUUCGGCUUCCACGAGGCUGUACAGGCUGCGCACCUCCUCGUGUCGACGCUGGUGUUCUUCUAUGUCCUUGUUCCAUGGCUUUCCAGUGCGCUGCGACGCGCUCGUGGACUACCUGCAUGGUCGUCGUAUUUUAUUCGUGUUCCUGUGCGCUGUGCACCAACAGUGACCUCCAAUCCAGGUAAAGCCCAGGAGAACCUGAACUCAGUGAAAGCAAGGAGUCAGUAUCGUUCUGCUCUGAUGGACGACCUGCUCGAUGUGCUGAGCCCAGCAACACGAGGCUCGCCUGACGAAGCAACGCGAUUACGAAAGGCACUAGGCGUCAAAGAUGGACUUGUCGGACUGAUGCAAGGCGUCAUCAAGGCUGGCAGAGUCGAUCGUGGCAUUGAGCUGAACCAGCUGGAACAGAGGGCAUGGGUGAGAUUGGGCGAACUGAUUGCAUUUAACGACAAAGUUGGAAAGACCACACGUCUGCAGACCUACUGGUGCAUGUCGUGGCACAUCUCGACGUUCGCCGCCUCCACGACAGACCUCUCUACGCUAGCCCUUAUAAUGCGCCCCGUGUCGUCUUCGAAGGCUGCCGCUUUAUGGGAUGCUGCUCGCGGGCGAGAGUUCCUCCGCCCUCAUGAGAAGAUUGUACUUGCUAAUAUGAGCGUCGAUGAUGCUGCGGAAUGGCUCGCAAAGUGGCAGCAAUGGCACAAGAUUGAGCGCAAGAGCCGAUGCGCCGCAUGCGAGAAACGUACCCCGCUCGGUGUCCUCGCCGCGAUUCUCAUCCGCGCGCGACUCCGCAAGCACGCUGCUGCGCUCUUUGUUCGCACAGUCGUCCGUGAUGCAGUUCUCCCCGCAGUUGCGGGAGUGUGCGCGGAUGAUGAAGAGCGUUAUGUGUAUGACGCAGAGAAGGAUUUCAAAGAGGAACAGGAACGCACGGAAACCGUCCAAGCAGGCAAAUCGAUUGGUGGCCGAACAGCAAUUCUCGCAAUGCUGCUCGAGCGCAUCUGGGACACUGGCUUCUGCACACACGAAGAUGUCCUUCCAGUUCCUCACCGAGAUAGCUCAGAUGAGGGCGUGGAUUGCGAGAACGCGCAUGACCUUGCUAGCACGGACGAGGCUGAAAUUCGUUCCUUGCUCAGUGCGACGCUCAUUUACCGCCGCAUAUUCCCAUCCUCAUUCCCCUCUUGCUCUACCUCUGUAUCGUUCAUCCUUUCGCCGCCGCCGUCGCCAUCGCAGCGGAAUGUCGCCCUACACAUGGCGCUCCGGACUGCCUUGGGCUCGCCAGCGUUCGAGUUCGGCAGUGGCGGACGUCUCGACGACGAAGAGCUCUCUGACGCAUUGGAGGACGCGCGUGACCGUGUCAACGAUAUGCUCGUCGAGCUGGAAAAGUCGUGCCGCAGAGCGCCUUUAAGGCGUUAG